Molecule: messenger RNA, 1857 nt
Organism: Tinamus guttatus (white-throated tinamou)
Lineage: Eukaryota; Metazoa; Chordata; Aves; Tinamiformes; Tinamidae
Cellular component (GO): cytoplasm
Source: RefSeq, a predicted model, not a curated record
AUGUGCAGAAACACCAAGUCAGACCCUCUCAUUCAGAUCAGCGAAGUUUUGUACAUGCAAGAGGAGUCAUUAAGGAAGCACCAGGUUGGACUUACGCUUGCGGCGAGUCGCAUCAGCGCGGCUGAAGCUGAAGACACAAGUCCCGCUGCUCUGGGCACGAGUUACGGUGCCAGGGAGGCCGCUCACGGCACCGUUUCGCGGCUCUCACAGGUGCCACCAUCACGGCGCCGGGGAGGCGACACCGCCGCCCACGUGCCGGAGGGCUGCGGCCGCGGCCUCCUGCGCGACCUGCUCAAGGCGCUGGAGGUGCUGGAGCUGCUCUGCGUCAACCUGCUGCUCUGCCCCUGGAGGAAGGAGAUCCAGUCGCUGAAGACGUUCACUGGUAAUUUUGUCUACUAUAUUCAAUCUGUGCUCCCAGAUGACAUAUUAAAAACAGUGCUGGAGAAAAUAGGCUACGUUGCAACAACAGCAACAGAGUUUUCACUUGUCAGAAAGAGAAACAAUGAGGAAACAAAGCAGACUGCAUUUGAAAUAUUCCUGGCAAGAAUUGAGUGUGAAAUCAUGCUCGAAAUGACAAACGACGAAAAACAAGGCAAUUUGGAGAAGACCCUACAGAAAGGAACACAGAUGAUUUGGCAUCAGGGAGAUGGAGACAAAGAGGAUAAGACACUCCCAAGAAAAGACUCUGAAAAUCUGGAAAACAAAGAAAACAGCGAGACACCUUUGUGCCCUGCUGCUCAGCCUAAGUCUUCAACUAACAGUGAUAAAUCCUUUGAAGCUCUUAGGAACCUUAAGAUCAAAGACAACAGGUUUCACUUAGCAGCUACUCAAUCCACUAACAGGCUUCAGGAACACCAAAGGCAAGUCACCAACACAGUGCACUUUCCGGGCAAAUGCUCAGACAGUGAGGACUUCUUGAUCAAAUAUAGUGACAUUGUCAUAAGACAAACACCUAUUUUCAGUGAGAAUCUCUCUCAAAAAGCUUUUGAGGAAAAGCCAGGAGGCAGUUUAAGUGAAGAAUGUGUUUUGGCAGUCACUGCACAGGCAACUGAAAAUGAGAUCCCACCUGUGCCACUCUUGCCAGGAGCAAGUGGUCUGCCUGCCUUUGCAGCAUUUGCCAACAGCUCUUGUGACAAUAAAAGCAAUUUGGAAUACAAAGCUCAAGAAGUCGCUGAAGAAUCAAUUGAGGCAAAAAUUAGCGAUGCCAUAAACUGCAUAGACCCAGAGCCUGUAGAUGAACCCAAUGAGCUGCAGUCUCUGCCGUACGAAGACAUUGUAUCUGUCACCGACCAGAGGGUCCCCAAGGAUAAGGAAAUUUGUGAGCUGUCUUUAACCUUUACUAAAUUACAAAUCAAGGAAGCUCAAGAAGAGGUAAUGUAUCCAGUAGAAGAAACUGGGCAACCUGAGUCAACAGCAUAUUUAAGUACAAGUGACAGGAGUGUAAGAGACUUUAAUCAUUCUAAACUAAACUGUGCACACCCAAGUAAUGCUCAGACACAGAGUAGUCCAGCUGCACAUAUUGUACUGUCUUCAAAUCUAUGCUGUUCUGUUAGGAACAGGGAGGACCCCACCAAUGGAUCUGAGAAUAAGAGACUGUUAAUGCAUGGUCCUGCCACUCACAGAGCUUGUGGGCACUUCAGACACAUUAGGGAGCCACCUAAUCCCACCUACAUCCCACCACAAAGUAUUCAUGUCCAGUCUCCAAGCACAAGCAGCCCUCAUGCACAGGGCAGAAGAAACCUGUUGCUGCAGCCUGAAGGAGACUCUCCUGCAUUUGCUGAAGUAAAGGGGGAAAGCUAUCAUUCAAAAAUAAAUGAAAUCCAGGAGCCUUAUGUCAUUGUUGACAAAAUUGACUAG